Molecule: messenger RNA, 4497 nt
Organism: Cuculus canorus (common cuckoo)
Lineage: Eukaryota; Metazoa; Chordata; Aves; Cuculiformes; Cuculidae
Gene: CPNE8
Product: copine 8
Exons: 20
Coding region: 438-2012 (524 amino acids)
Biological process (GO): cellular response to calcium ion
Cellular component (GO): plasma membrane
Molecular function (GO): calcium-dependent phospholipid binding
Source: RefSeq, a predicted model, not a curated record
GUGCCCUGUCACUCCGCGGCCGCUGCCCGGGCUGUCACGGCGCUCGGUGCCGGCGCGCGUUCGCCGCUGCGGGCAGGGAGAACGCGGGGCGCUCGAGUUGGGGAUGCGAGCGGCCGGGAGUUACUCUGGGCUCGCUCACAAACGAGGACGGAGGGGAUUCGGGAGUUUCCCCGCAGGGACCGAGAGGGGAACAGAGCGGGGAGGCGCGGGAGCGACGGGGCUGGGCUCCGCCGGGACCCUCCCCCGCUCCGGUGCCGCGUCCCCCGCGCGGAGUGGGGACGGGCGGCGGGACGGGCGCGCGCGGGCGGUGACGUCACGGCCCCGCUCUGCCGGCCGCGCUGCCCCCGGGGCCGGGGCUCCGCGGCGCGGAGGCUGCUUGGCGCCGCCUCUUCCCCUCCCUCCCCGCCGGCCUCUUCUCUCCCUCCCCGCGGUGCCCCAUGUUCGGGCUGGAGAAGCCGGCGGGGCCGCAGAAGCUGGGCAGGAGCGGUGGGUUCCCGAACAUGGCGUCCGUGGGGGAUUUUAACGUGCUAAGCUCCAGCAUCCCGGCCACCAAGGUGGAGCUCUCCGUGUCCUGCAGAAAUCUUCUGGACAGAGAUACGUUUUCUAAAUCUGAUCCAAUAUGUGUUUUGUACACACAAGCCAUUGGAAACAAAGAAUGGAGAGAGUUUGGAAGAACUGAAGUAAUUGAUAACACUUUAAAUCCAGAUUUCGUAAGAAAAUUUAUAAUGGACUACUUCUUUGAAGAAAGAGAGAAUCUGCGAUUUGAUUUCUAUGAUGUUGACUCAAAGAGUCCUAACCUAUCAAAACAUGAUUUUUUGGGACAAAUGUUUUGUACACUGGGAGAAAUAGUUGGAUCACAAGGGAGCAGACUGGAAAAAACAAUUGUGGGAAUUCCUGGAAAGAAAUGUGGAACGGUCAUAGUAACAGCAGAGGAACUGGGCUGUUGCCGAGAUUCAGUUUUAAUGCAAUUUUGUGCGAACAAACUAGACAAGAAGGACUUCUUUGGGAAAUCUGAUCCUUUCCUUGUAUUUCAUCGAAGUAAUGAAGAUGGCAGUUUUACAAUCUGCCACAAAACAGAAGUCGUAAAAAAUACGUUAAAUCCAGUGUGGCAGGCAUUCAAGAUUUCUGUCAGAGCACUGUGUAAUGGAGACUAUGACCGGACAAUUAAAGUAGAAGUAUAUGAUUGGGAUAGAGAUGGAAGCCAUGAUUUCAUCGGAGAAUUCACAACAAGUUACAGAGAGUUGUCGAGAGGGCAGUCUCAGUUCAAUGUAUAUGAGGUAAUAAAUCCAAAGAAAAAAGGAAAAAAGAAAAAGUAUGUUAAUUCUGGAACAGUAACAUUGCUUUCCUUCCUAAUUGAAACAGAAGUUUCAUUCCUUGACUAUAUUAAAGGCGGAACCCAAAUAAAUUUCACAGUAGCUAUUGAUUUCACAGCCUCAAAUGGUAACCCUUCACAGCCUACUUCGCUGCACUACAUGAAUCCCUACCAGCUGAAUGCUUAUGGCAUGGCACUGAGAGCAGUAGGUGAAAUAAUUCAGGACUAUGAUAGUGAUAAAAUGUUCCCAGCUCUAGGUUUUGGAGCUAGACUGCCUCCGGAUGGAAGAGUAUCACAUGAAUUUGCACUGAAUGGAAAUCCACAAAAUCCAUACUGCCAUGGAAUUGAUGGUGUAAUGGAGGCAUAUUACAGGAGUCUAAAAUCUGUACAGCUUUAUGGACCAACGAACUUUGCCCCUGUAAUUAAUCAUGUAGCCAGAUACGCUGCUUCAGUAAAAGAUGGCUCCCAGUAUUUUGUUCUUCUCAUUAUUACUGAUGGAGUUAUUUCCGAUAUGGCUCAGACGAAAGAAUCCAUAGUGAAUGCUUCAAAACUUCCGAUGUCAAUAAUUAUAGUAGGUGUAGGACCAGCAGAGUUUGAUGCUAUGGAAGAACUGGAUGGUGAUGUAGUGAGGAUUUCUUCAAGAGGAAAGUUUGCAGAAAGAGACAUUGUGCAGGUCCCUUCCAAGCAAACCGUUCUGUGAUCUGUGUUUGUGACUGAACCAAGCCUUAAGAGUGCUACUGUCAUCUGGAUUCCACAGACUCCUCCAUUUCUCUGCCUAAGUUUUCUGGUUCUGUUCCUGCUCUCUACAGUCAUUCAGUCAGCCCAGUAGUUGUCAUUUAAACCCAUACAAACACUAGCAGGGUGCUACAGCAGUUCUGCGUGCACAUACACACCCACCAUAAUCCCCCUUCCCCUCAGACCUGCAGAUUUCUGCAGCUCCGCAGACUGUCCAGACUACGUACUUCAUCCAUGUUCCAGACACCCUAUUUUGCCUCUUGAUUAUCUGCCCUCCUGAACAGACUUAAUUUCAUUAUUAGUCUCUUGAUCAUUAACUAGCUGUGCAUUUUUUUCAUUGAAUACUAAAGUGCACAUCAACAUUUUCUAACCGAGGGUAGGAAAAUGUCUAUAUUUGAACAUGCAUCCACUUGCACUGAGUGAAGCAAUCAAGUUGAGCCUUGUAUCAUUGUGACAGGUUAGAACGUGGUUUCUGUCUCUUUGUCUCUACUCUCUCACACUUAGUUCCCAAGCUAUAGGGUUCGUCCUGGGCUUUUUUUGUCAGACGUUGUAUAUCAGUGUUGUUCAACAGAGCAAUAUGUGGAGAUCUGCCUCCAGAGCUGGGAGUGUUUCUGGAGUCCAAACUAGUAUUCCUGCAAAAAGCCCUGUGCCAUCUCAGACUUUUUUAAAGCUAACUCAGGUAUCUCUGGUGUGCAUUUGUUACAUUUAAUAAUGAUACAUAAUUUCUGCAAGCAACAGCAACUCCAAAGAGUAUAAAUGGAUAGAAUUCCUCAAAUAUUAUAAACAAGAUUUUUGGAAAUGCUUUGCACCAGAAAUAUUCUAAUUUCUGCUGAGAAAUAACAAAAUAAUAUGCAUUGAAUACUCUUUUGUAUUUCUUUAGAAUUCAUUGCAUAUUAGAAAUGUAAUAAGAAAUACUUAUUUACUAUUAACAUAUUUCAGUCAGAACUUAUCCCCAAGCUGAAUUACCUGAAGGCAGUAUUAUUCUGUGCUCUUUUCUGUCUGAAUACUAACAGAUACAUUAUACGCUAGCUAAAAAAAAAUAAAAAUGGAUGAUGUCAAACCCUUUAGGUUUGGUAUUACCCCAUUUUAUAUCUGGCAAGAUAAAACUGAUUUACUUUUUAUAAUGAACCACCGUAAUAUUAAAAGUUUAUUUUUUGUGUGCAUUAGGUUAGUUAAAAAUAGCUAGUGAAAUUGUUAAUUCUAGCAGUCAAUGUUGUAAAAUAUUUUCAUAGAAUUAUUAAAGGUAAAAAUUUGCCUGCUAACAGUGAGUCGCUGUAUCUAUUGUAUUUAGUGCUGAUUGCAAUUAAUGUAAAGACAUGAUCUUUAUUCCCUCCUUGCUAGCAAACGUGUCUUGUAGGGACUCUGUAUGCUUAUUACAUGUGUACCAAUUUUUCCUCAGUUUAUUUCACUUUUGGUCCUUUGUUACCUUUUUUCUAUUUAAGAUGUUUUAGGAAAAUACUUAUUCAUAGUAGUGUGUGUAUUGUUUCUCUCAAAGUUUUGUAUAUUAGCCUUUAAAUUAAACACCCCAACUGUAGAAAAAGCACUGUACGUUCUAUCAUUUUCCCUUUGGUUUCUCUUACGUCCUUCAUUCUGUUUCUCUGCCACCUCUACUUAUACAUGUUAGCUGUAGGCUUUGCUGUCAUUGCCAGUUGCCCUUGUAUAUCCGUACACAUAUCUGUGUGCUUAUCUGUCCAUAGUGCCUCCAGAUCCUCCAACAUCUAUACAGCAUAAGAAGAGGAGAGGGAGAACUAUUUCAGGCCAACUCUAUUGUAUAAUUGCAUUUCAACAAUUACAGUGUUGAAAUAGCCUCCCUUUGCUGCAGAACAGUGAUCUGAGUUUUCUUCUCUGCAGAAGAGUUAAAGUGAUCUCUUAGGAUGGGACUCAUUUUGUUUUUUAACUCAGAUCGCAUGUGCUUUUUACAUAAGACUGACAUUGCGUUAGAAAAUGAACAACCACAUCAGGUGGAAAUAAACAGCAAGCUUAUCCUUUCCCAGCUGAGUGUAAACCAGCAGGCAACAGAGAGGCUUGUUUUGUUCUGUCAUUCUUCUAACUUCAUGCUUCUGGGGACAGUGAGAUAUAUUCCUACAGAAAAGCUGGAGUUUAAGAAGAAGCAAUCACUUGAAAUAGGGCAGUGCUGGACUGGCUUCUGAAAACCGUGAGAGCUUUUUAUGAAAUGGAGGAAUCAGUACUAGUAACUGUCACAGUAUGUGCUUGUCUCUUGUAUUGAAGAGUCAGUGAAUCAACACAGAAAUAGUUAAGGCAGCUAAUUACAGAACUGCAGACACCUUGCUUCCUGGCUUCAUACCCUAACAUCCAUUUCCUUUUUGCCUGUUGUUCUCCUGCCCUUAUGCCUUAUACAUUCUUGGGAACAACACAAUGAAAAAGUAAAGGAUGCUUCUGUCUGCAAUAAAGGCUACUCUCAUUGAAUAGUCUUGCUGACUACUCUUAUA